Messenger RNA from Trifolium pratense (red clover), 1365 nucleotides. Its product is annotated as UPF0496 protein 4-like. The coding region runs from base 297 to 1223 and encodes 308 amino acids. The transcript has a single exon. Lineage: Eukaryota; Viridiplantae; Streptophyta; Magnoliopsida; Fabales; Fabaceae. The record is from RefSeq and is a predicted model, not a curated record.
UUUCUAUCAUGUUUUAAAUGUGAACUUUCUAUGUUAUAUGUUGUUUUAUACAUGAAAAUAUGACUAUAUAAACCAACCAUUUAAUCUACACCAAAGUUAUACAUAGACAAACAAAUCACAUAAACUUAGCAGUUAGCUUAGCCAAAAAAAAAACAAAACCCCUCUAUAAUUCUUUAACCAGACUUAACUUACCUCUCAACCGAACUUCAGAUUACUAAAGUUCAUUUUCCGUAGAAACCAGAAAGUUAAUACAAAAGAAACGUUUAUAGCAUCUGUCUUCUAACUUCAAAUUAUCAAUGGUAGUAGACAAAUUUGCAAAACUCUUCUGCAAGAAGAAGAAUCGCCACAACAAGUGUCACCCUCAACCUAAUGAAGAGUUAUCAUCUUCAUCGCUACAUGCUUUUCACUCCCAUGUUUCCAAACACAUUAACCAAUUAGCAGUGGAAUUGAAACCUGAGUCGGAAAACUUAUCAUUGUCAUGGUUCCUAAGAUGUUUUGGCCUUUUUCCUAUCAUCGACAAGGCUUUUGCAAAGCUUGUUAUGGACAUCGAUUAUCCAAUGAGUCAAUGGGAUGCUGAUUCUAUUGAAGGGUAUCUCAACUACACCAUGAAUUUGCUAGAGCUUUUGAAUUCAAUUUCUUCUUCUCUUUCUCAUCUUAGCCAUGCAAGGCUUUCUUUGGCUCAUGGUUUGACUUUGAUGGAGAAAGAGAAAUCACUUUCUUUGGCAAGAAAACAUUUGAAAGCAAUUAAACCAGCAGGGUGUUUUAGUACUAAUUUUGGUAAAUCUUUUCACACAGAAGAUCAUAAAGCAAAGAUUUUUUCUGGUAAGCAGUUGAUUGUUCAUGAGGGUGUAAAGGAAAUGAAGAGUAUUGGAUUUUGGGUAUGUGGAGUUCUCUUAUCUUGUUUAUAUGGUGAUUUUAAGCCCUACUUGGAGCUAAGAAAAAUUGUUGGUGGGUUUGAUGGUUCACUAGUUGCCACACUCGAUUCCAAAAUCAGUGAAAAGAUAGUAAAGAACAAGCUGAACUUCAGCGAGAUCGAAGAGAUAAAUAAUUUUGUAGCUCACCUUGUUGCCGGUGAUGAUGAUGAUGCAGACAAGGAAUUGCAAAGAAAGUUGUGUGAGUUUGAGAAGUUAUUUGGUGAUAUAAGCAAAGAGGUUGAUCAUCUAUUUGAUGAUGUAAUGAGUCAGAGAUCUAAAUUAAUUGAUGGAUUUCGACUCAAGAAAUAACAAUAAUAGUCCAUUGUUUGAUUCUUUAUGUAAAUAUCAAUAGUUUGUACUUAGCGUUUUUGUAAAUGUGUCUUGAGUUGUAUAAUUCUCAAGUCAUGUUAGUAGUAAUACUCACUGUAGUAAUAUAUUUAUUUUAUUUUUA